This is a messenger RNA of Zea mays, 1460 nucleotides long. RefSeq names its product peroxidase 7. Gene Ontology annotation, biological process: hydrogen peroxide catabolic process; response to oxidative stress. The coding region runs from base 172 to 1266 and encodes 364 amino acids. The record is from RefSeq and is a predicted model, not a curated record. Gene Ontology annotation, molecular function: heme binding; peroxidase activity. The transcript has 3 exons. Lineage: Eukaryota; Viridiplantae; Streptophyta; Magnoliopsida; Poales; Poaceae.
CUAGGAGUACGUGUCUGCAUGUACGGGGAGGUAACCGCGGUGCACCAGUAGUACAUUGUACAUAUAAACAAGGAGUAUCCUGGCGCAAUGGAAGCCCAGAUCAGUGCCAUCCUCCAUCACGAGGUAGAAGAAGCCUGAGGACUACCCUCGGCCGGCGAUCGACAGAGCAAGAUGAGGACGCCGCGGGGUGUCUCGUCGUCGUUCCUUGCCCUCUACGGGUUCCUUCUCCUCGUCGCCGUCUCGGUGGCCGCGACCGGCUACGCCGCUUCGCCGGGGGAGAGUUCCAACGGUUACGGCGCUGCAGCCGGUUCGAACGGCGGCGGCCAGGAGGGAAGCUACACGGUGCCGCCGUACCAGAAGUCCGUGGACGGCCUCGACGAGCGGUACUACGAGAGGUCGUGCCCGAAAAUGGAGGAGAUCGUCGGGACGGCCGUGAUGAAGGCCGUGAAAGCCGACGAGACCCUCGCCGCCAGCAUCAUCCGCCUCUUCUUCCACGACUUCGCCGUCGGGGGCGUGGACGGGUCGGUCCUGGUAGACGUGCCCGGGCAGAGCGAGAAGUACGCGGAGGCGAGCAGGACGCUGCGCGGGUUCGAGCUGAUCGAGGGGAUCAAGAAGGAGGUGGAGGCCAAGUGCCGCGCCACCGUCUCCUGCGCCGACAUCCUCACCGCCGCCGCUCGCGACGCCGCCUUCUCGGCCGGGGCGCCCUACUGGUCGCUCAAGUACGGGCGCAGGGACAGGAAGGACUACUCCAGCGCCGAGGCGGCCGACCGCGACGUCCCCAUGGGCGGCCAGCGCGUCACCGAGCUCGUCGCCUUCUUCGAUACGAAGGGUCUCAACAUCCAAGACCUCGUCGCGCUUUCCGGAGCUCACACGAUCGGGCGCGCGACGUGCGGAUCCGUGAGGCCGGGGCUGUGCAAGCGCCGGAAGGCACGCACGCUGGACCGGCAGUACGGCGACUUCCUGCAGCGCAAGUGCCGCGCCGGCGGCGACGCGGCGGAGGCGUACGUGGAGCUGGACGGCGAGACGCCCACGGCGUUCGACAACCAGUACUACAAGAACCUGCUGCACGGGAAGGGGCUGCUGGACACGGACCAGGCGCUGCUGGCGGACUCCCGGACGGCCGGGUUCGUCAAGUCGUUCGCGUACCAGAAGCCCCAGGAGUUCGCCCACCAGUUCGCCAAGUCCAUGCGCCGCCUCGGCGAGGCGCAGGUGCUCACCGGGAACGAGGGCGAGGUCCGCCGCAAGUGCUCGGCCGUCAACUACUAAUGAACCAUCGUCAUGCACGACCGAUCGUACUAUUUCAGGCUUGUUGGGGGCCAUGCAUGUCCGACAGUGUGGGCUGCGAGCUAAACGUUUUUUUUGGGGGAACCAUGUGUAUUUUGUGAUACUACCAAUGUGUGGUGAGGUUGUUGAGCAAGAGUUUUUCACGGAAGAGGUUAGUGUUGAUUUUUUUUUUCUUC